Molecule: messenger RNA, 321 nt
Organism: Cladocopium goreaui
Lineage: Eukaryota; Dinophyceae; Suessiales; Symbiodiniaceae
Source: the annotation of a GenBank genome assembly
AUGCUCCUUUCCAGAAGGUUCGGCAGGUUGCUACCCAGACUGUGGCACAGGCGGAACUUCUGCAAAGCUACGGAGCCGAAAGAUUCAGAUGCAAAGAGGAGCCAGCAGCUGUGGGAUAUUCUGGUGCCAGAGCGCAACUGGGAUUUCAGAAGCCCCUUCAUUCCCACCAUGAUUUUGGCGAUCGCCGUUCUACAGUACAUGAUCAGUCUGAAGAAAGUGGAUGUCGCAGAGCGCGAACUGGAAGAAUCCAAACAUUUGCUCGAAGAGAAGAGAGCUCGGCGCGCCGCACAGGAAGCGGCGUUGGAGGAGAAAGUGGCUUAG